UAGUGCGAAAAUUAAAGAAUAUUAUAUUUACAUUUUAUAAAUACAAAUGAAAAAAAGAAUUAGUUUGAGGAUUUAUGUUUUUUAAAAUCAAAUUUUUUAUUUCAAAAUAAAAAAAAAAUUAUGGAAAUUAUCAUUGGAGUUAUUCUUAAUUAAAUAUUUUUGAAUAUAUGUAUUUUUUUUGUUAUAAGGGUGGCGCCUUCAUUGGCUGAUAUAAAUAAUUUUCAACUUCCUGAUUUUAUAACAAAUUUUGAAGGCAAACUAGUUGAACAAAUUUUAAUUGAAUAUAAAUAAAUAUAAUCAUUGGAAAACUAAAUUAAAAUUUUUGUUUACUAUAGUAUUACAAAAUUUCAAAUGACCGUGACAGCAGCAAUGGAUAUUAACGUAACUACCGAAAUUCAUAAUGAAUAUCCAAACCAUUUGCAACAUCAACAAAAUGUUAGAACAGUUUUAAAACCAUCUCCUUCGGGAACAAAAAUGUUUAUAGAAAGUAAUCCAUUAUUUUAUCGGGACAAUUCUGAAGCAUGCUUAGAUAUAUCACAAGGUGGUAAUGAGUAUGACGAAACACAAAAUCAGGUGACAUGGUUAGAUGACGAAGAAAUAGAUCAACUAGACUUUCCGCUAACAGUUGAUCCUAACAAUAUGUUUUUCAAUCGCGUGGAUAGUGCGGAGAUAAUUUAUAAAAAAAAGAAAAAAGUUUGUAAAAUGGUUGGGAAAUAUGUCAUGGGUGAUAUUUUAGGGGAAGGAUCAUAUGGGAAGGUAAAAGAAGUGCUUGAUUCUGAAACUUUAAAUCGUAGGGCUGUGAAAAUAUUAACAAAACGUAAACUGAGACGUAUUCCAAAUGGAGAACAAAAUGUCCAAAGAGAAAUACAACUACUAAAAAAUUUGAGGCACACAAAUGUUAUUGAGUUAAUUGAUGUAUUAUAUAACGAAGAGAAGCAAAAGAUGUAUUUAAUUAUGGAAUAUUGUGUUGGAGGCUUACAAGAAAUGCUAGAUUAUGCACCACAAAAGAAACUACCUCUAUUCCAAGCACACAAAUAUUUUGUUCAAUUAAUAGAAGGUCUCGAAUAUUUACACGGACGUGGUGUAAUACAUAAGGACAUAAAACCAGGAAACCUUUUGUUAACCUUAGAUCAUACAUUAAAAAUUUCGGAUUUUGGAGUAGCGGAGCAAUUGGAUACUUUUGCCAUUGAUGAUACUUGCACAACAGGACAAGGUUCACCAGCUUUUCAGCCACCAGAAAUUGCGAAUGGCUUGGAGUCAUUUUCUGGCUAUAAGGUUGAUAUAUGGAGUAGUGGAGUAACAUUAUAUAAUAUAACAACUGGCUUAUAUCCAUUUGAAGGUGACAAUAUUUAUAGACUACUUGAAAAUAUAGGAAAAAGUCAGUGGGAAGUACCUGGAUGGUAUAUUGAUUUGGACAAAAACUUAGCCGAACUUGUUUUAGGAAUGUUGCAAGCUGACCCCUAUCAUCGAUUAUCUUUACAAAAAAUUAGAUACCAACCAUGGUAUUUAACAGCACCAGAAGAAAAAGGACCUCCAGUUUCUAUCCCACCCUUAAAACACGAUGAAUUACGUUCUUCGACAGUACUGCCUUAUCUAGAAGCUUAUAAUUACGAUUUAGAGCGUGAAGAGGAGGUUUAUUUUACAGAACAUGAUCUUAAUCAAGAACUAGCUCGACAAGCUGCGGCUGCAGCUGCUGAAAUCAAAGCAAAUAAAAGCACAUCUGGAAAUGACGCUACUGGUCAUCAUAGUAGAACAAAUUUUAAAGCAGGCCCCGAUACAACAUUAUCAGUAUCGAAAUACCCAAAUUAUAAUACAAAUUCAGACAUUAAACAGAAUAGUAAACAGAAUACAUCAUCAUCUGGUAAAAGACGAUCCAAAAAAUCACUUUCUUGUAUUCCGGUUAGGAAGUUAACACAUUGCCGAACUUCGUGAAAAAAUUUCCUAAUAUAAAAUUAUGAGCUUAAAUUUACGAAUGCAUAAAGCUAUAUUAAUAUAAUUAUUAAUAAAUUUUCUAUUUUAUACUUAUUUACGGUUAACAAUAAUCAUUUUUCUAUUUUUAACAAUUUAAAGAAAUCGAUUAAUUGCCAUUUAAUUAUGUAAAAUUUCUGUUUCUUUUUAAUUUCAUAUUUUCAUUAACAUUUUUCUUCCUUUUCUAUCAAUGCUUUUCAUUCUUAUUUCUUUUUAUUUUGUCAAAUUUGCUUUUAUAUUAAUUAUAUAUUUUAUUUUUAGAAAAUAAAAUAAAUUAACAUUCAAUAUAUUUUGCUUGAAGUAGUACUAAUUUUUCUUCAAUUUAAAAAAUAAAAUUUCUUCAGCUUCAAACAAAUUACAUAUAGUUAAAUCGAAAAAAAAAAAUAAAAAUUUACCAACGUCUGCUGGCAGACUUAAAAGAAGUCAAAAACGAAAACAUUUAAAAAGCAUUAGACAGAAAUGCAUUAAUCAAUAAAAAAAAAACACGCAAACGCAAAAAAAAACAUUUAAGGUGCAUAUAUAAAAUAAAAAAAAAAAUAAAAAAUAAUUAAUUAUAAAUGCAAUAAUGCUUACGAAUAUUGGCACAAGUGAAAUUAAUUAAAAACAAGAGAACAUUUUGUUUUUGACAUAGGAACAUGAAAAUUACAAACACAAAAUAUAAAUUAAGAGGAAGAUUCACAUAUUUUCAUUGGGAAAUUUUGUUCAAGGUAGAUGAAAUAAAGAAAGAUAAAAAUAUAUAUAAAAACAGUUCAGAAUAGAAAAAAUUUAAAAUAAGAAUAAAAAUUAAAAUGUUUUCAUUUAAUUUUUUUUUUUGUUAAUGAUCAACCCACAAUAAAUAAUUUACAAUGAAAUAAAUGCAUAACUAGUA
Molecule: messenger RNA, 2836 nt
Organism: Condylostylus longicornis
Lineage: Eukaryota; Metazoa; Arthropoda; Insecta; Diptera; Dolichopodidae
Gene: Lkb1
Product: serine/threonine-protein kinase STK11
Exons: 6
Coding region: 352-1932 (526 amino acids)
Biological process (GO): intracellular signal transduction; glucose homeostasis; regulation of cell growth
Cellular component (GO): cytoplasm
Molecular function (GO): protein kinase activator activity; ATP binding; protein serine/threonine kinase activity
Source: RefSeq, a predicted model, not a curated record